AUGACCGUUGAAACUGUGGCACCUACCGACACCAAACAUCUGCGACCAGGGUCGCCGUCCCUCUCCUCGUCCAAGGAGGCCGGCAAUGUGACUAUUGUGGCCCACGAGGAGGACCUUGAUGGCGAUGCGGGGCUCCAUGAGCUUGGCUACAAAGCCGAGCUGCAUCGCACCCGAGGCUUCAUGGACGUUUUGCCAUGUCGAUCACCUUGGACGAUCGCGUUUUCGCUUGGCGAACUUGCCUCUCGUUGGCCAACCUCUGCGGGCGCGUACUACUGGACCUUUCAGCUCGCACCAAAGCGUUUCCGCACUGUCCUUUCGUACAUCAACGGCUGGCUCCUCCUCACGGCCGUCCUCCUCACCACCACGUCUGUCGCCUUUGGCAUCUCACAGCACAUUGUCGCCACCGUCAACAUUGUUCACCCUGACUGGAGCCCUGCUCAAUGGGUCUACAUUCUUAUUGCAUACGCGCUCCUCGCCCUUGCCGCUAUUCCCCUUUUGAUGAACCCUCGCUAUCUGACGUUUAUGGAGAAGACCAACGUUAUUGUCACUUGGGUCUACAAGUUUGCCCACAUCAUUGUUCUGUCAGCUCGCGCCAAGGCUGGACGUAGGAGUGCAAAGUACGCGUUUACCCACUAUGAGCCUCAGCUCAGUGGUUGGGGUGAUGUUUGGACCUUCUUCAUCGGUUUCCUGCCCGGCGCAUACGCCAACUGCGCACCGGGUUUCGUGCUCGCCAUGACCGAAGAGGUCCACAAGCCCGAGACCAACGUUCCGCGUGCUAUGGCUUACAGCAUGAUGCCUGCGUCGUUUGUCCUCGCGUGGGCAUUCAUCCUUCCCUUGACUUUUACCAUGCCCUCGUCCGAGGUCCUCCUCGAGGCUCCCAACGGCAUCGUUCUUCCAUACGCCUACAAGCUCAUCGUCGGCAACGACGCCGGGGCCAUUCUCCUCAUGCUCGGCAUCCUCUACAUUGGCUUCAACUGCCUCGUCGGCAUCAACACCACCGCCUCGCGCCAACUGUGGUCGUUCUCGCGUGACCACGCCGUCCCCGGAUCGGCCAUCUGGUCGCGCGUCACCCCCAGUGGCAACGUGCCCUACGCCAUCGCCCUGUGUCUCGUUGUCCAGUGCCUGCUUUGCCUCAUCGACCUGGGAAGCACCACCGCCUUCAACUCGUCGUCAGCACGGCUGUCAACGCCUUCAUGGCUGCCUACGCGCUUCCCAUCCUCCUCAGCCUCCUCGAGGGCCGCAAGAGCAUCUCGUCUGCACCUUUCACGAGGCGCAUCCAUGCCCGCCGUCAUCCCCGUCACCGCUCAGACUAUGAACUACUCGAGCGUUGUUCUCGGAGGCUUUAUCACCAUCGCCAGUGUCUGGUACUUGGUGUAUGCCCGUCGGGUGUACAAGGGCCCCCCUGCCAGCGCAGAGCUUCAUUGA
Messenger RNA from Apiotrichum porosum, 1425 nucleotides. RefSeq lists its product as uncharacterized. Gene Ontology annotation, cellular component: membrane. The transcript has 5 exons. Gene Ontology annotation, biological process: transmembrane transport. The record is from RefSeq and is a predicted model, not a curated record. The coding region runs from base 1 to 1425 and encodes 474 amino acids. Gene Ontology annotation, molecular function: transmembrane transporter activity. NCBI's taxonomy places the organism in Eukaryota, Fungi, Basidiomycota, Tremellomycetes, Trichosporonales, Trichosporonaceae.